Tricharina praecox is the source of this 2588-nucleotide messenger RNA. Its product is annotated as WD40-repeat-containing domain protein. The transcript has 10 exons. Gene Ontology annotation, molecular function: protein binding. Gene Ontology annotation, cellular component: nucleus; cell tip; cell division site. The record is from RefSeq and is a predicted model, not a curated record. The coding region runs from base 361 to 2241 and encodes 626 amino acids. Gene Ontology annotation, biological process: carbon catabolite repression of transcription. Lineage: Eukaryota; Fungi; Ascomycota; Pezizomycetes; Pezizales; Pyronemataceae.
CGUGAUUCUCGAGGCACAUUACCCCAUUACCCCGGAGUUUUGCCUAGCGGGGAUACGCUCCAGUUACCUUCCUUCGCAACACCAGAGAACCACUCAGACCCUACUCUAACCUUCUCCCUCUUUGCGUUUGCGCCGCCUCGUCAUUCAUCGUCGAAGAUCCUAUCGCCCACUCCAGUAUCGUGACGCGAUUGUCCUACCACCUCUCCAUUCCCGUGCUCGAGACUUUGCUUUUUCGCCCAAUCCUCCUAGCCUGGCUGCCACCUGCUGCACAACCACCUGCCACCACCAAGACUGAGACCCCGCAGCUUUGCGAAUCACACACGACCGCCAUAGAAUUCCUACGUAGUCGAUUAGCUAACGAUGUUCGUCCUACCGCCUCCUCCCUCCAGAUAUCCGAACGGCGUCCCCUAUGGCGGCAUCGGCGGCGCCCCGAUCCCGAUCAUAGAGACGAACAAUACCAUCAAGAACCCCACCGGACCGGAGUACCAGUUCUCGGUCGGCGAAGGCACCUAUGUUCUGAAGGAAGACAUCCACCUCGCGACCCCUCCACCGCACCCGUCCGAAGCCCCGAUUACGAACCCGAACCCGCUCAGCACCGCGCCUCUCCCCAUCGCUGCCGGAACCAGGGUCUCUCUGGUGCAGAUCAAAUCCCGCGACACAAAGGUCAAUAAUAUAUACCGAAAUCCCACGAUCGCGAACAGCCGCGACACACAGGAUGGGGUCGAAUCGAGCGUAUCAGCGGAAACCGACGAGGAGUCGUCCACGGGUAGGGGCGGGUCGGGUUCGUCUGUUACCAGGAGCUCGGAUAUGGCGCACAUACCGGAGAAGUUUGGAAACGGCAACGCGUCGCUUUCGGCGGCGACCGGGAAGAACGUAAAGAAGAAGCCCAAGAACAACAUCGCCAAGAGCAACUCGUCGUUCGUCUCUAGGAUCAUACCGCACGAGCACAUGGCAAAGAGGAUGCUCGAGAGGAGCUCGGAGGAUCUGAUGGCUUUCGCCAACAUCAACAGAGCAUUCAACUGGCUCGAUAUGGACUCGGCCAUCAAGCAAGAACCCUUAUCCAAGAUUCUCUUUACGAAAGCUCACCCGAUCUGUCACGACGUCAACAUGGCGACUCGCAGCGUGAAUCAGAUCGACGUCAUCAUUGGGUUUUCCACUGGAGAUAUCAUCUGGUUUGAUCCCAUCUCCAACAAAUACGCCCGUAUCAACAAAAACGGCACGAUAAACUCGCAUGCAGUCACCGAAAUCAAGUGGUUGCCGGGGUCAGAAAAUUUGUUCCUGGCUGCCCACAACGACGGUAGCUUGGUCGUCUACGAUCGAGAGAAAGAAGACGCGCCAUUUAUGCCCGAGGAUGUUUCGGAUAGCAAUGCAUACGCGAACGGGGCAUCUCCAGCCAGCUUUAUGGGCUUCUUCGGGGUGAGAAAGUCGGUCAAGUCAACGAACCAGAAGACAAACCCGUUGUGCUACUGGUCGGUAGCCAAGGGGCCCAUAACGGCUUUUGCAUUCUCCCCGGACUGUGAGCAUCUGGCAGUUGUUUCAGAGGACGAGAGCCUGCGAGUUCUCAACUUCGUCAAAGAAAAGUUGUUGGACGUUUACUGCAGCUACUAUGGCGGCCUAAUGUGCGUGUGCUGGUCUCCCGACGGGCGAUACAUCGUGGCCGGCGGGCAGGACGACCUGGUCUCGAUAUGGUCAUUCGCUGAGCGACGAAUCGUUGCACGAGGAGAGGGGCACCACUCGUGGGUGUCGGGCGUCGCUUUCGAUCCCUGGCGCUGUGAUGACCGCACGUAUCGGUUCGGCAGCGUAGGCAACGACUGCAGGCUGCUGCUGUGGGAUUUCAGCGUCGGGAUGUUACACAAACCCAAAGCGGCCGUGGCGCAGCACCACCGCGGUAGCAUGUCGAGCUCGCCCACGUACGCACCUGCCGGAAUGACGGGGCGAGUGCGCGGCGAGAGCCAGUCGUUGCGGCUGAGAUCAAACUCCAACAUCGCAGCUUCGGUGCUGGACGAAAUCGACAGACCAACAGUGCACGGCGUAGAUGCACGCGCCCAAACGGCAGUUCUGCCGCCCAUCAUGUCCAAGGUUAUCGAUGCGUGCCCGUUGAGCCAGUUAAUUUUCCGCGAGGAGGCGAUCAUAACGACGUGUGUCGAUGGACAUUUGAAAACCUGGAACCGACCGCCGCAGGUACUUGACAAGGAUCGGACGGGCAGCGAUGUUACGCUCUCGGCUGAGGGGGGGAGUUGAUGGAUAUCAUGUGGUGCCGCACCGUGGCAUAGGUGGAUUGUUUAGUUUGUCCGACGGUGGGUUGUUUAGUUUGUUUGUUUGGAUGGAUGGGCUCGGACUGGGCGGUUUGAAGAAAACAUUGGGCUGGCUGUCUAUUGCUUUUACUCUGCUUUUACUCUGCUUUUUCGUCUGUGUUGGCGAUGUUGUUGUGGAUUUGUUUGAUGCGUUUGAUGCGUUUGAUGUGAAAGCACUAUUUGUCACUCCGAUAGGUACCGGUACCGCUUCGGAGUCCGGAGCGGAGUGGAGUGCGUUGCUGUUUCUGGCUCUGGCUCUGGCUCUGGCUCUGGCUCUGGCUCUGGCUCUGGCUC